Zingiber officinale is the source of this 603-nucleotide messenger RNA. RefSeq names its product auxin-responsive protein SAUR78-like. Gene Ontology annotation, biological process: response to auxin. Bases 34 to 444 code for a protein of 136 amino acids. The transcript has a single exon. Lineage: Eukaryota; Viridiplantae; Streptophyta; Magnoliopsida; Zingiberales; Zingiberaceae. The record is from RefSeq and is a predicted model, not a curated record.
UCCCCUUCUCCCUCUCUCCGGCCAAGCUCCACCAUGGCGAUGACCGGGAAGCUGAACAAGCUCAAGUGCAUGAUCAAGCGGUGGCAUUCCUCCGGCAGGAUCUCCGGCCGCGGGGCCUCCUCCUCCGCCGUCGACGAGGAGGAGCAUCAGCAUCUCUCCUCCGCCAGCUCCUUCCACGGCGCCGACGUCGUCCCCGCCGGCCUCCACCCCGUCUACGUAGGCCGCUCCCGCCGCCGCUACCUGGUGGCCGCCGACCUGCUCCGCCACCCGCUCUUCAAGGUCCUAGUCGAGCGCACCGGCGGCGACCUCCCGGCCGCCUCCGGCGGCGGCACGGUGGUGGGCUGCGAGGUGGUGCUCUUCGAGCACUUGCUGUGGAUGCUGGAGAACGCCGAGCCGCCGCCGGAGUCGCUGGACGAGCUGGUCGACUACUACGCGUGCUCCUGAUUAAUUAAUUAAAAUCUAGCUAAUUAAAGUUGCUGUUUGAUUAAUUAAUCGCCGAUCGAGUUUAAUUAAUUCUUAAUUAAUCGAGUCGCGUUGCUUCGCGUGCAUGGUGCCAUCUCUUGUUCUAAUCUCUGUUUUUAAUAAAAUUAUUAUGUACAUUUU